This is a messenger RNA of Caretta caretta (loggerhead turtle), 2160 nucleotides long. RefSeq names its product transmembrane inner ear (gene TMIE). Gene Ontology annotation, biological process: sensory perception of sound; inner ear morphogenesis. NCBI's taxonomy places the organism in Eukaryota, Metazoa, Chordata, Testudines, Cheloniidae. The record is from RefSeq and is a predicted model, not a curated record.
AAAUGCAGCACAUUAAAGACUCCUCUCUGCAGCUAUUGUCCCUGCCAGUAUUAGCUAGCUACAACACGGAUUACACAUAGCUUGGCUUGCCGCCCUUCUGGUCAGGGAAGAGACAUGGCUAUCGACCGACCAGGAGAAAACAAGAGACGAGAGCUGGAACCAGUCAUCAGCUGUACGGAAGCAGGGCUGUAAUAAGUAAAUAGCUUUCCUCUCUGGGGAGUGGGGUCUGAUCUCCAGUCACCACCUUGCUGGCAAGGUUAGAGCUCAGAGCACUCCCACCCCUCGGCCCAGAGCAUUCUGUAAGCGACACCAAUCUAAUUAAUUAAUGACUCCCCAGGGCUGGCUCUGCGACUGCUGGACUGGAAAGCAAGGCUGCACGGAGUGGAAAGGACUGUACGGGGUAGCUUCUGGCAGAUGCAGAGACUGCUGUUGGAAGCUAGCCGGCUAUCAAUCACCCUUCCUGCUUGGGCUCCAGUACAGAGAGCAAGCAAGAGACAGAGAGAGAGAGACAGACAGAGGAAAUAAGAUGGCGUGGGAUCAGCAUCCUCUCUGCUGGCAAAGAUGCUCGGCUCUCCUGCUGUCUUACUCCAGAGCCGCCAUGAGCCAGUUAAUAGAGGCCACCACUGAACCCCCCAAAAAGAAAUCGGACCCCGUCACUUCCGAGACCGUGGUUUUCUGGGGGCUACGCCUCUGGCAGGUGAUUGGAAUCUUUGCCAUCUUUGUCCUGGCAGUCAUUAUAACCCUGUGCUGUAUCUUCAAGUGCCGGAUUCCACGGACAAAGAAAGAGAUUGAGGCCCGGUAUGCACAACGGCAGGCAGCCAAGACCUAUGCAGACAAACUGGAGACCGUACCACCACUCAGCGAGCUGACGGAGAUCCCUGGAGCUCAUGUGGCAGAAGAGAAGAAAGAGGAGGUGUCCACCGUCUCAGGGAAAGUGGACCGGGCCCAAAUCAAGAAAGAGUGUUCCAAGGGAUCCAAGAAGAAAGAGGGCAGAAAGGAGCAGAAAGAAGGGUCCAAGAAAGAGGGGAAAGAAGAGACCAGAAAGAAGGAAGGAGGAAAGGGUGCAGGUGAAAAGAAGCAAAGAGGUGGAAGGAAAGGUGAGAAGGAGACAGACAGAGCUAAGGCAGGAGGCAGCACCAAGGUUGGCAGCAAAGCUGGGGGGAACGCCAAGUCCUCAGCAAGGAAACCCCAGCAAAAGAAGUGAUCAGACCAAUCGCGGAACUGCUGAUAUCCCCUCCCCCAAGCACGCGCAAUGCUGCAGACCUGAUGUGGAGAGUGCAGUCCUCAUGCCUUGGACCUGGGAACACGGAGGAGACAAAAGCCUCAGAUUCUGGAGGGACAUCUGGAGCUACUUGACUGAUUUCUUUAAAAGCAAAAUCGCCAUUGCUACAGAGGUGAUGUUUCCGCCAAAGGAGAACCUGCCUCGUUGGCUAGAAAGUUAUCGGUGAACAGAAUGGCCCGUACAGUGCUGAUUGUGUCCCAGCAUACAGCCUGGAGUGAGAAAUAGGAGCACAGAUGGACUCAUAGCAGCACAGAGCUGCCAAGAGCUAGAACAUCAGGAGCGAGUCCAUCUUGCAAUCAGAGGUGUGACUGCAGCAGGUCUAGACACACCCGAGCUAGCUUCGAUUUAGCUGGCUCGAGAACCAAUAGCAGUGAAACGGCAGCAGCAUGGGGCUGUACAGCCCUGCCUGGGACCCUGGGUAUGUACCCGAGUGGCAAGCCCAUGCUGCUGCCCAAGCUGCUGCGGCUUCACUCCUUUUGGUGCCCAAACUGGACAGAUCAAAGCGGCCUCGGGUACCCCUCUGACUGCAGCAUAGACAGUCCCUGGGAGAGUACUUGGCCCAUUCCAUCUGAGAUCAAGAUACUCGGCAAGCAGUUGCUAAGCCUCACACCAGCCUUCUGGGAUAUGUGGCAUUCCUUAGAGGGCAUGGGUGGCGGAUAUCACAGGUCAGGGGAGGCUCAGCCUCCCUGAACAGCCAGGUGUGGCCCCAGCCACGCUCUGCCCCUAAGCCCCCUUCUGCUUCCGGCUCUCCCCCCAUGACCCAGGCUGUGCCCAGGACUCAGGGCAGCUGGGGCCAGUGCUCGCGCCACCUGGGGCUGGGGGCCGUGCCACCCAGUCCUCCAGGCCUGGGGACGCUUGGGCAGCCCAGGGCUGGAGCA